AUGUAUCUUGCUAAUUGUACAAGACCUGAUAUAGCUUUCUCUGUCAAUUUAUUAGCAAGGUUUAGUUCUGCUCCAACAUAUAGACAUUGGAAAGGGAUUAAGCACAUACUCCGCUAUCUCCAGGGUACUAUUGAUAAAAGAUUAUUCUAUUCUAAUAAUUGUGGGUCACAACUUAUUGGUUACGUAGAUGCAGGAUAUUUAUCUGAUCCACAUAAAGCCAGAUCUCAAACUGGCUAUUUGUUCACUUGCGGUGACACUGCUAUAUCCUGGCGGUCAACAAAGCAAACUCUGGUGGCUACUUCCUCAAAUCAUGCUGAGAUACUUGCAAUUUACGAGGCAAGUCGAGAAUGUGUUUGGUUAAGAUCAAUGACACAACAUAUUCGAGGAACAUGUGGAUUAACAUCUAAUAAAGAAAUACCAACAAUUCUCUAUGAAGAUAAUGCUGCUUGCAUCGCUUAA
Messenger RNA from Cannabis sativa, 459 nucleotides. RefSeq names its product secreted RxLR effector protein 161-like. Lineage: Eukaryota; Viridiplantae; Streptophyta; Magnoliopsida; Rosales; Cannabaceae. The record is from RefSeq and is a predicted model, not a curated record. The transcript has a single exon. The coding region runs from base 1 to 459 and encodes 152 amino acids.